AGAAACCAAAACCACGUCAACAAAUUCUGAACGCAUUGUUUGUUGACUUGAUUACCAGCAGUUAAAAAGAUAUGUGUGUCACCUAAGAUAUCAUUUUAAUCGUGGGAAUGAAAGUACUUGGGGUACAUUUGAGCUGUUUUCUAACCACGUGUGAAAGCUGAUAGCUAACUGUGAAAAAGCCUGAGCUGCAGCUGGACAGAAGAAUGCGAGAAUAAAAGAGGAAGCCAGAGGAGGAGCCAGCAUAUGGCCGAGAACAGGAUUUAGAGGGAAAGGCUCUUCCUGAGUUGAGCUGUUGACUAUAUGGACGUUUUCUCUGCUCUCACCGCUGUGCUGAGCUAUGGAUUAGUCUUGCACUAAAAUUCUUUUUUUUUUUUAGAUGCUUUAGACACGUAUAAAGAUGAGUGACCGAGACAGCAGCAUCUCUGCCUCUCAAACAGAGGGAGAAUUCGAGGGAGAGAUGGAUGAAGAGCUUGAGGGAGACACGGAGAUGGAAGAAGAGAAAAGUGAGAAUGGGAGAGGCAGUCCGGCCCCCAGUCUCUCCAACAUCUCCUCCACUCUGCGCGCCGUUAUACGCAUCAAACAGAAGUACCACGCGAUGAAGAAACGGCGUCAAGAGAUGGCCCUGGGGGGCCAGUGUCCCCUCACAGGCGCCCCAGGACGAACCAGCCCCAAAAUCUUCACCUUUGAUGGAAUCACCCCCACUGCCUUCUCCUCUCCAUCAUCCAGCAUCCCACAGAGGAAGAAGAGGAGGAAGAAGAAACGGGUGUUGUUUCCCGAAGGAGGGAGACGAAGGGCUGCACCAAAGCAGGACCGCAGCCGAGCCAAAUAUUGCCUGUAUCUGCUCUUUGCCAUCGUCUUUCUCCAGGUCUACAACGCCAUAGAGAACCUGGAUGACCACGUUCUUAGAUAUGACCUGGAGGGAUUAGAGAAGACACUGAGGAGGGAAGUGUUUGGGCAGCAGGGAGCUGUGGAGAGCCUGCUGUCCCACCUGAAGGACUACCUGUCUACCUACGUCCACAACAAGCCUCUGGUGGUAUCCCUGCACGGCCCGACCGGGGUAGGUAAGAGCCACCUGGGACGCCUACUGGCCGGACAUUUCCGCUCCGUGGUGGGUGACACGCUUGUGCUGCAGUACUAUGUGCUCCACCACUGCCCCCAGGAGGCGAACGCCCUGCAGUGUGCCAGUGACCUCUCAGCUCAAAUCUCGGAGAUGGUGGAACGAGCCGAGGAGGAGGAGAAAAUUCCGCUCUUCAUCUUCGACGAGGCAGAGCACAUGCACCACGAGAUCCUAGACACGCUGUUGCAGCUCGUGUCCUCCAACCAGUCCAAUGAAUACCUGAAUGCUAUUUACCUGUUUCUAAGCAACCUGGGUCAUGCACACAUCACCAAACAUAUGCUGCACAACUCUUCGAGUAUUUCCAUGGCGAUGACAGCAUCAGGUCGUCAUAGCAAUCUGGUAAAAGAGCUGACUCCUAUUUUACGUAGCAUGCUGGAAGAGCUUCACCCGCUUUGGACAGAGGCUGAUAUCUUACCUCUCAGUCUUUUGGAGAAAGGUCACGUAAUGGAGUGCUUCCUGGACGAAAUUACUCGAGAGGGAUUCUACCCGGAUCAUGCUAACAUAGAGCGGCUUGCGGGGGAGAUUGACUACUACCCUGCAGUAGGGGGGCACGAAUAUUCCCAGACAGGCUGCAAGCAAGUGGUGGCUAAAGUCAACCUGCUGUGACAUGCUCUUGUUUGCAUUCUUUUAAACAUGAAGAAAAGGGAUUGAAUUUACAAUUAUGAAACUUGAAUGACACGAUUCAAAGCCAACGCUUUUAAGAGUGGUUUUGUAAGAAUGUAAUAAAAAAAAUUCACACACAAAAAGGUGGGGAUUUUAAACUUUGUUGGGGGAAACAAGGAAUAAAUUUGGUGAACACUAAAACUGCGGCAGGCAGUCCCUGAAGGGUGGGUUCACCCAGUCUACAUAAAUAAAAGAUGAUUUAAGUUCCCUGUUGUUGUAUCUCCCAAAUACCUCUGAAUAGCUGCAUAGAAACAGGAGAACACCUAGACAUCAGUACAGUGCUGGUUCACAGAGGAUAUUUCAGUAACUCCAGGGACAGUUCACUUAGCACUACCAGUAAGUAAAAUGUAACUGUCUAAUUAAACCAAUCCAAACACUUAAUGAACUGGCACAAAGGUAUGUUCAGACAUUCAGACACUGCUAUGAGUUUCUGGUUUGACCACCUUGACAUUUGGAGCAGACACAAAAGAAUCUGGGAGGAUAAAUCCCACUGACUGUUCUUCUGUAUACAUAAAUCAGGCCUGGGCUGUGGUCGAAACCCUCAGUUAUUGGACUGUGCUUUAAAUCAGGCUCUAGGUGCUGUCCCUUGCCUACAGAUUGAGUAUCAGUCAGUGUCUGUUACACUCAUGGUGAAUUUUUUUAAAUUGAUUUUUAAAUGUGGGGCAUUAUAAAAGCAGCUCUAUCUAGUCAUGAAUGCUAAUAAAGAAAAACAAGUGAAGGAUAUACACCUUACUAAUGGUCUUUUGUGGUAUUGAGAAAUCUCCUGGAUAAGGAUAAUAACAUGCACUGGAGCUGUGUAA
Messenger RNA from Pundamilia nyererei, 2580 nucleotides. It is a transcript of the gene tor4aa, whose product is annotated as torsin family 4, member Aa. Lineage: Eukaryota; Metazoa; Chordata; Actinopteri; Cichliformes; Cichlidae. The coding region runs from base 398 to 1723 and encodes 441 amino acids. The record is from RefSeq and is a predicted model, not a curated record. Gene Ontology annotation, molecular function: ATP hydrolysis activity; ATP binding. Gene Ontology annotation, cellular component: endoplasmic reticulum lumen; nuclear envelope. The transcript has 3 exons.